AUGGAAUUCACAACCAGUUUCGAGGGGCACUGGCUAGCCAUUCUUGGCACCUCUAUGAUUGCCUAUCACCUCGGAAAUGUGAUAUGGAACCUUUAUUUUCACCCACUUGCCAAAUUUCCCGGGCCCUUUCUCGCCCGUAGCACCUUGCUAUGGCGGAUGUGGAUGACACUUACCGGUCGGCAUCAUGAAAUAUUGCGGAAACAGCACGAAAAAUAUGGCAAUGUCGUACGUGUGUCUCCGAACGAGCUCAGUUUUUGCACCGUUCAAUCAUGGUCAGAUAUUUAUGGCUUUCCACCUCCCGGCGGAGAGCAGUGCAUCAAGAGUGAAUUCUACGACAUCUUCGGCAAUGGUUUCAAGACGGGAUGUAUUGGUACCGAGAGAGACCCCAAAGUUCAAAGUCGGAAGAAGAGAAAUCUACUGGCCGCAUUUUCUCCAAAAGCAUUAGCUGCCCAAGAAGAUAUCAUGCAUCGCUGUAUUAAUGCUUUUGUCUCCAAGAUUGGACCCGAAAGCCAGCGUUUACCUAACGGCAUCAACAUGGUUGAGUGGUUCAAUAUGAGCAGUUUUGACCUGUUUGGAGAGAUGGCUUUUGGGGAAACAUUUGGAUGCAUCGCUUCCGGAAAACCUCACUUUUGGAUAGAUAUGAUCCUGGAACAUGUCCGUGAGAUUGUUCUCAUGGAUAAUCUUCGUCGUUUCCAGAUUCUCUCGGUAUUUUCCAAGUGGUUAUUACCCUCGCUACUUAUGUCAAUAAGGAGAAAGCAUACUCAGUAUUCUAGGGACAAGGUGGCAAAGCGCCUUGCAAGCACAGCUACUCGACAGGAUUUCUUUACGAACAUCGCAGAGAAGGUGAAAAGUGGCCAAGUUCCUCUAGAAGAGAUGACAGCUCAUGCAUCGACACUGAUAAUUGCUGGUGGAGAGACAACUGCGACAACACUCAGCGCAGCGAUGUUCUACCUUCUCAAGGACCCAAGAGUAACAAAAAAGCUCACUGAAGAGAUUCGCCAACGGUACAGUUCGUAUGAUGAGAUAGAUGCGGUGACGGCCCAGCAGUUACCGUACUUGCAAGCUGUCAUUAAUGAAGCACUGCGUCAUCAUCCGUCAGGAGCACAUGGUUUUCCACGAAUUUCGCCCGGCCUGCAAGUUGACGGGCAUUGGGUACCGAAAGGGAGCGAAAUUUAUACUUGCACAUGGGUAGCCUCGCACAACCCGGAGUAUUUUCAAGACCCAGAUACGUUCCAGCCCGAGAGAUGGAUCGAUCCUGACUCUAAAGACGUCAAAGAGGCUAGCCAACCUUUUUCUCUUGGAUUCAGAGCUUGCAUCGGAAGAAGCUUUGCCUACAUGCAAAUGUCUUUAGUGCUAAGCAAGAUCCUAUUUAAAUACGACGUUGAGUUGGUCGAGAAAGAUAUGGACUGGGAAAAGGAGUCGAAGCAUUUUAUCAUGUGGGCGAAAGCCCCAUAUCACAUUCGCGCGCACGACAGAUUAUCGUAGAAAUGUGGUUGAGUGACUGCAUGGCAUUCCCACUACUGAGCCACUUACCACCAGU
Messenger RNA from Xylaria bambusicola, 1540 nucleotides. RefSeq names its product putative cytochrome P450. NCBI's taxonomy places the organism in Eukaryota, Fungi, Ascomycota, Sordariomycetes, Xylariales, Xylariaceae. The record is from RefSeq and is a predicted model, not a curated record. Gene Ontology annotation, molecular function: monooxygenase activity; heme binding; oxidoreductase activity, acting on paired donors, with incorporation or reduction of molecular oxygen. The transcript has 6 exons. The coding region runs from base 1 to 1485 and encodes 494 amino acids.